CGCAGGAAAAGUAAGAUGUAUGAUCCUUUCCAUCCAACUGAAGGAGACAAGGAGGGAAGAGUCAUGGGGGAGGCGGGGGAAGGGGAGAAAUAUGACCCUUUUGACCCCACGGGUUCCCCAGCAUCAGAUACUGAUGAUCGGAGUGACAAAGUGAGGGGGGUGAAGAGAGAGGCUGAGAGAGAAGAUGCGAAGGAGAAAGAGAAAGAACCUCCAGAUUCCACCAACAUGUUGACUCAUCAGCCAAGCCCCUGUCUGGUCAGCCAGCUCCCUCUGAGGAGGAGAGUGGAUUGUAGCACGACCAAGGCUGGGGAGCAGAGGAAGAAUGCUGACUCUGAUCACUCUGAGAUAGAGGAGGGGGAGAUAGUUGGGGCUGCUGACAGAGAUGGAAGCAAUAAGAGAACAGCUGGAGAAAUCCUCCCCCUGAAUUCUCCCAACGUCUCCUUCUUUGGUUCAAAGCCAGAUCGCAUCCUCCGGGUGCUGGAUGGGGAUGGCUUUGUGUCUGUGUGCGCAGAGGGUGGCUGGGAGGUGGACAGGGAGCCUGAGGAUGAGCCUGUGGUGGGAGUGGAGGACCUGAGAAGGAAGCUGGUCAGCAGGCGGAAGGAAAGAUAUCUCUCCUUUCCUGCUUCUUCUCCCCUCUCUCCUCAGCCACUGCCUCCUACCUCCCAUCCUUCUACACCCUCUUCCCCUCUCACUCGUCCUGUAGAGCAAGGCAGCAAAAACCGAAAGUCCUCCAAAAGUUCCAAGGACCGAGAACAACAGAAAAGCAAGGAUAGGAAGGCUGGGGAGAAGGAGGAGAGAAGAAAGAAGAGAAAGAAAGAUAAAGAGGGAGGUUGGGAGAAAAGCAAAGAAAGGGAGCGAGGGCACAAAACUGGGAAAGUGGUUAAAGGAAGGAGGAGCAGCAGGAGCAGCAGCCAAAAGAGGAAGAAAAGACAGCACAGCAGCCCAGAGGCCUCACGAUCCUGCAACUCCUCAGGCAGAGGGGGCCAGACAAGACACUCCUUUUCAAGCCUAUCUGAAGAAAGAUGUCGAGAGAGGGAAAGGGAUAAAGACAGGGACAGAACUAGAGAUAGAAACAGAGGUAGAGAGAGAGGAAGAGAGAGAGACAGGGAUAGAGAGAGAGAAAUAAAUUGUACCAGUACCCAUAGAAAAGAUGAAAGAGAUCAAGAUUCCAGCUCUAGAAAGAAGGAGAGGGAAAGGAAAGGAAGACAACACUUAAGCAGCAGAGAGCGGGACAUUUCAAAGAGGUCUAAAAGAAGCAGGGAAAAGAGGGAAGUUGAUAGAGACAGGCAGUGCGAGAGGGAUCGGCGAAGGGACGGUCGUCCUGUUGUCCCACCAUCUAUCCAAGACCUCAAUGGGUCUGACCUCUUUGCCAUCAAGCGAACCAUCACAGUCACCACGACCACAACUACCACCACCGUACCCGGCUCCCCAAGACUCGCCCCGACCUCCCCCUGUAGGCCCACGCAGGACUCUGACAAGCCCCACAAGAGGAAGAAGAAGAGAAAAUGGCACUCAGCCGCAGAGGUGGAGGACAGGGGAAGUUGUCGCAGCCAAUCACAGUCGCCCUCACCUCCCAGGUAUCACAGCUACGAGUCAGACCGCUAUUCAGACAAACUGGAGAUUGACGUAUUGUCUUUGGAUGGUGAGGCUUUGGACUCUGACUACCCAUCUUUGGAGGAUACACCUCCUGCUGCCCUGCCUCCAGAACCACCUGUUCCUAGCCCCAAAACUAAGACUUCCCCCAAGACUGGACGACAUCACCCAAAAAAGAAAUCUCGCGCAUUAAAGAAAAUUGGCCAAUCUGAGUCUUCCUCCUCAUCUUCCAUCAGAACCAAAAGCAAAUGCCUUUCCUCUCUGACGGUCACUUCAGGCUCUGCUUCUGUCUCAUCUGGCCUCCCCUCAGCAAAGCGAGUCAAGAAAGUGGGAAAGGACAAAGAGCGGGACAAAAGCAGUAGAAAGGAUUUGGUUCGCUCUGGCAAGUCAAAAAAA
Molecule: messenger RNA, 1989 nt
Organism: Xiphias gladius (swordfish)
Lineage: Eukaryota; Metazoa; Chordata; Actinopteri; Istiophoriformes; Xiphiidae
Product: splicing factor, arginine/serine-rich 19-like
Exons: 1
Molecular function (GO): RNA polymerase II C-terminal domain binding
Source: RefSeq, a predicted model, not a curated record